Molecule: messenger RNA, 360 nt
Organism: Coregonus sp. 'balchen'
Lineage: Eukaryota; Metazoa; Chordata; Actinopteri; Salmoniformes; Salmonidae
Source: the annotation of a GenBank genome assembly
AUGGCUACUGGUGUCCUGUCAGUAUUUUACAUGGAUACUGGUGUCCUGUCAGUAUAUUACAUGGCUACUGGUGUCCUGUCAGUAUAUUACAUGGAUACUGGUGUCCUGUCAGUAUAUGACAUGGAUACUGGUGUCCUGUCAGUAUUUUAGAUGGCUACUGGUGUCCUGUCAGUAUAUUUCAUGGCUACUGGUGUCCUGUCAGUAUAUUACAUGGAUACUGGUGUCCUGUCAAUAUAUUACAUGGAUACUCGUGUCCUGUUAGUAUUUUACAUGGAUACUGGUGUCCUGUCAGUAUCUUACAUGGCUAAUGGUGUUGUGUCAGCAUAUUACAUGGCUACUGGUGUCCUGUUAGUAUAUUAA